AUGUUAAAGGGUAUCAAUGAUUUUCUUCGUGAACAAGGUAAAGAUGGUGGACUUCGCGUCCAUCCAACUCCUUCUGCAAAAGAGUUCCAGGACACCUUUCUAUUUAUCUAUAAUAUCACUUUCGACGACGAUCGAGUACCAGGAGCGAGAAAGAUGGACGAAGAAGUUAUCGAAUUACUCAGAGUCGAACGUUACACUGGAUGGUGCAGAUAUAUGAGGCAGUCGAGGACCCAGAGGAGGAAGGAACAACAGAUACACCUUUCGAUCCACCUCGACUACUUCGUCUAUUCUUGUGCUACCUCGGAGAGUUUAAGUUUGGCUAAUUCCGCGGCAAGUUCGUCCCUGGUCUUCGAGUCUUUGUCAAGGGAUGAUCUCUCAUCUUCAACUCUUCCCUCUGAUAUGAAUUAUCAAUCCAAACAUCUCCGAGAUAGCACAAGAAUAGACGAAGUAGUCGAG
Messenger RNA from Acaulospora colombiana, 456 nucleotides. The record is from the annotation of a GenBank genome assembly. Lineage: Eukaryota; Fungi; Glomeromycota; Glomeromycetes; Diversisporales; Acaulosporaceae.